GACAGUCCUCGAGAAAACACUUACUCGAUCGGGUUUCUUGCGAAAAGAGCUUAUCACCGCUACGAUUGAAUGGGAAAAAAAAAGUGCAACGACUUACGAUUUAUGUCCAGCUGAUGGAAGUUUGCGCCGUGAGAUUACUUCGAGCUGGAACUAAGUGAAUCUUAUAAUUUGGGAAGAUAUUUGCCUUCAAUUCAGCUAACUGAGGUCGUGUGCAAGAUUUUAGUGCAAAUCAUCACACUAAGAGGUGCUGGCCAAAUAACUACUGCAUGUGACGGUGCAUUUCGUCCGAAGUUGACAAGUGCAGUGGAGUGUAGUUCAAAAAGUAAAACAAAAAUUAUGCCGUACAGAGCAGGAGACGCAUGGUGUUUUUGCUAAAUAAAAUCAAUGCCUUUCCCGACAGAAACCUUCCAACAGAUUCGUUCAUCCGAUAUAGAUUGAAGAAAUUAAGCUGAAAAUCUGUCCUCAAUCUCGAAAAGCCGGGUCUAUCGCACAUUUUCUCUUCUGUCGGUGGCGGUGAAAAUAUAAUCAAAUUAAACAAAUACCUAUUUGUUUCGAACAAACACACGCCAUCGUUCGCAGUGACGCCGCGAAGAAAAAAACGCGAAUUCAGCGGCUGAUUGUGACGAAAUAAGGGAAGCAAAAAAACGAAAAUCGGCAACUAAUCGUCAUAAACUAAGUGUGGUAUAUUUGUAAGUUAUUGCAAACAGGCGGCGCACCGAUUUGGGCGCAGUUCUAUCCGGCUUACAUAAGACACGGUGACCGAGAAGAGAUAAUCCCGGUUAUUUUUAAGGCGAUUUCGCUGAAGUUUUCAUGCGAAUUGGAUGCGACUCAAAAUGCGUUUCUCACCGAUGCAAUGUUUGCUGUUUGUGCUGGCGAUCUUCGGUCCAACCGCGGUCAGCUGCUCCAAAAUUCUUGUGCUCGUUCCUUUCCCAGCGCCGAGCCAUUGGCUUUGGUUGGAGCAUUUUGUCCAGGAACUGCUGAAUCGGGGCCACAUGGUAACGGCCAUCACCAAUUUUGCGAGCCCGGAGAAGCACGAAAAUUACACGGAAAUACUUAUAGACCCACCCUACGAUAUCCCGUACUAUUUUCCCAUAGCGGAUAUUUUCGAGUCCAAAUACUCCAGCGACAUCAAGAAUUUGUUCCUGUACUGGAAUGUGGGACUUUCGACGACGAAAUAUGCCCUGGAGAAUCCGAACGUGCAGGAAUUCAUCGAACAUGACGACACCGAUUUCGAUCUCAUCAUCUCGGAGCAGUUCUAUCAGGAGGCGUUUCUGAUGUUUGCCCACAAAUACCGAGCACCGAUUGUAACCGUAGGAACCCUGGGUUACACCGAUUCGAUGGACCGAGCCAUGGGUCUUCUGACACCCUGGUCAUUUGUGCCGCAUCCCGUUCUGCUGUACAUGGACGAGAUGACUUUCAGCCAGCGAUGCUACAACUUCAUGAUUUCACUGGCCGAUGCGGUGAUUCGGCGAUACUACUAUAUGCCUCAGCAGGAUAAAAUGGCGAAGACAUAUUUUGCCACAAUUGAAGGUCCCGAAUCAUCCCCAUCGGUUUACGAGCUUGAAAAAGGAAUAUCUGUGAUGCUUAUCAACAGUCACAUCUCGACUUUUGCACCCAGACCAGCCAUAUCGGGAUUGGUAAAUGUCGCCGGUGCUCAUAUAAAACCGGCAAAACCUUUGCCCGCUGAUAUUCGUCGAUUUCUGGAUAAUGCCAGUGAAGGAGCCAUAUUUUUCAGUUUAGGAUCUUAUGUAAAGAGCGCCGAUAUGCCAAAAGACAAACUGAAAGCGUUUUUUGAGGUUUUUCGUAAUUUGAAACAGAAAGUGCUUUGGAAGUUCGAAGACGAAAGCAUGAGAAACGUGCCGAAAAAUGUGAUGGUCCGGAAGUGGUUGCCUCAGAGCGAUAUAUUGGCUCAUCCAAACAUAGUCCUGUUCAUUACCCACGGGGGAAUGUUUGGUACCCAGGAAGGAAUCUAUCGAGGGGUUCCGAUGCUGUUUAUACCAUUCUAUGGGGAUCAACACCGGAAUGCUCUGCGCGCUGAACGAUCCGGAUACUCACUGACGCUUAACUUUGCUGACGUUAACGCGAUAACAUUGGGAUCCAGGAUCAACGAACUGCUUACCAAUCCCACCUUUAGUCGACUCGCGAAUAAGGCUUCGGAACUGUUCCGAGAUAACAUAGUUCCUCCGAUGGACGAAGCAAUGCACUGGAUCGAGUACGUGAUUCGCCAUAAGGGAGCGAAGCACCUGAAGUCCAAUUCGGUAGAUCUCAACUGGAUACAGUACUUGCUGUUGGAUGUGAUUGCAUUUUUCGUGGCUGUGCUUCUGCUUGUGCUAUAUAUUGCUUAUACUAUUUAUAGACUGCUGUUCGAGAAACCUUCUAAACAGAAAUCCAAAGAUUCAAAAGGUUCCAACGCCAGCAACAAACCAAAGAAUGCCAAAAAGACCAAAACACACUGAAUAAAUUGAUGUCA
Messenger RNA from Uranotaenia lowii, 2470 nucleotides. RefSeq names its product UDP-glycosyltransferase UGT4-like. NCBI's taxonomy places the organism in Eukaryota, Metazoa, Arthropoda, Insecta, Diptera, Culicidae. The coding region runs from base 822 to 2456 and encodes 544 amino acids. Gene Ontology annotation, molecular function: UDP-glycosyltransferase activity. The record is from RefSeq and is a predicted model, not a curated record. The transcript is spliced from 5 exons.